CUGGCUAAAGUUUCGAGCCAAACGCACCUUUCCUCCUUCGAAAAAAAAUCAGGGUCACUGCCUCCUCGCGUCUCCACCCAAACCAAAAGCAAUCGCACCGCCCACCACAUCUUCGAAAUGGCAAUUGAACACAGCACACCCAAUGCGUGAAGACUGUAGGGAAGAACGAUCCACUCUUCAAGACGCAUAGAUUGUAGGAUUAGUGUGUGCUCCGGGGGUUUUGAUUAGGUUUUAAAGUAAUAUGGCUAGAAAGUACAGUAGUGAGUCUUCGGAUUCUGAGAAAAGAAAUGCACAUAAACGUGAUGACAAGCGAGGUGAACGCCACCGUGAUGAUAAAGAUAGGGACAGAGCCAAUGGUAGUAAGGAUAUGUUGGAUUCUGAUAAAAGAAGUAGAAAACAGCAUGAGAGACGAGAUGAGCAUAAUGGUUUUGAUAAGGAUAGGGAAAGAGUAAACGAGAAGGAUGUUAGGGAUGGAGAUGGUAGGUCGCUAAGUGAGCAUGUAGGGCGUAAGCAAUCUCGGCAAAGUUCUGAAGAAGAUGGUGAGUGGGUAGAGAGAGACUGGGGCAGGCAAGAAAGAGAGCGAACCCAUCGACAUGAGGGGAAGAGGCGUGGAGAAAUGGGAGAGCUUGAUAAGGUGAAAGAAUCUUAUCCAAGUUCUGAUGAAUAUGAUAGGCGAUUUGAGAGAGAGAAGCAAGAAAGAAAGAGAUCCCACCGGCAUGAAGGUGGGCAUAGACAACGGGAAACAGAGGGUGCCAGUAGAAAAAAGGACUGGCAUGCACGUCAUGAUUCAGAGGACGACAAUGACAGGAAAGCACGUAGAACUUCAGAACGACGAAAGGAUAAUACUGAACAACAGAAAGAUAGUCAGAAUUUUAGGAGUAAAGAUGGUAGAGAUGGCCAGGUGCUGGAAGAAUCAAAACCUCAGAGACAGCCAAGAUUGCAAGAAGGCAACGUGAAUGCUGACACUUCAAAUUUGGGCAAGAGUGGUGGAGUUUAUAUUCCACCAUUUAAGUUGGCUCGAAUGAUGAAAGAGGUUGAGGAUAAAAGUAGUGUUGAGUAUCAGCGGUUGACAUGGGAUGCCCUUCGGAAGAGUAUAAACGGGCUUGUCAACAAGGUUAAUGCUGCUAAUAUAAAGAAUAUAAUUCCAGAACUCUUCUCAGAGAAUCUGAUCCGGGGAAGGGGUCUUUUCUGCCGGUCAUGUAUGAAGUCACAGAUGUCAUCUCCAGGUUUCACAGAUGUGUUUGCUGCACUGGUUGCUGUUGUCAACACCAAGUUUCCCGAGGUGGGGGAUCUUCUUCUGAGAAGGAUUAUUUUGCAGCUCAAGAGAGCAUACAAGCGUAAUGACAAGCCGCAAUUACUAGCUGCUGUUAAGUUUAUUGCUCAUCUAGUGAAUCAGCAAGUGGCUCAUGAGAUUAUUGCAUUAGAGUUGCUCACAGUGCUGCUUGAGAAUCCAACUGAUGACAGUGUUGAGGUAGCUGUCGGCUUUGUCACAGAGUGUGGAUCAAUUUUGCAAGAUCUCUCGCCUAAAGGCUUGCAUGGAAUAUUUGAGCGUUUUCGUGGAAUUCUUCAUGAAGGGGAAAUAGAUAAACGGGUACAAUUUCUGAUUGAAGGGCUAUUUGCUGUAAGAAAAGCAAAGUUUCAGGGAUACCCUGCCGUUCGUCCUGAUCUAGACCUUGUAGAGCAGGAAGAUCAGUUAACGCAUGAGGUCUCUCUCCAAGAUGAAAUAGAUCCAGAGAUUACACUCGAUAUAUUCAAGGCAGAUCCUGAUUUCCUCGAGAAUGAGAGACGCUAUGAAGAAGUUAGGAAAACCAUUCUGGGUGAGGAGUCUGAGGAUGAAGCUGGUUCAGAUGCAGGUUCAGAUGAUGACGAGGAUGAUGCUGAUGAUGACGAAUCUGAGGAAGAGGAUGAGCAGCAGAUGAAAAUCAAGGAUGAAACAGAGACAAACCUUGUAAAUCUUCGGAGGACAAUCUACCUCACUAUUAUGUCUAGUGUAGAUUUUGAGGAGGCUGGUCAUAAGCUCCUGAAAAUCAAACUAGAGCCAGGUCAAGAGAUGGAAUUGUGCAUUAUGCUUUUGGAAUGCUGCAGUCAGGAGAGAACUUACCUCCGAUAUUAUGGUCUUUUGGGCCAGCGGUUCUGCAUGAUCAACAAAGUUCACCAGGAAAACUUUGAGAAAUGCUUUGUCCAGCAGUAUUCCAUGAUUCACCGGCUUGAAACAAAUAAGCUGCGAAAUGUGGCAAAGUUUUUUGCACAUCUACUCGGCACAGAUGCUCUGCCUUGGCAUGUCUUAGCCUAUAUACGUCUAACUGAGGAGGAUACCACUUCUUCUUCCCGUAUAUUUAUUAAGAUUCUAUUUCAGGAAUUGUCAGAGCAUCUGGGCAUCCGUCUGCUGAAUGAACGGCUUUCAGAUCCAACAAUGCAGGACUCGUUUGAAUCUAUAUUCCCGAGGGAUAAUCCCAAGAACACAAGGUUUUCAAUUAACUUUUUCACAUCCAUUGGGCUUGGAGGCAUCACAGAGAAUUUACGAGAGUACCUGAAGAAUAUGCCACGCCUCAUUAUGCAACAAGAGCAGGCAGUGUCAGACUCUGAAUCUGAUGGUGAAUCUGAUAGUUCUGAUAAUUCAGACACAGAGACGGCUAGUUCUGAGACACAAUCAGAUUCAAGUUCAGAUGAGAGUGAAAAGGAUGAUAGACGGAGGAAGCGGAGGAGAAAAUAAAAGGGAAUGGUGCAUUAGAGUCGACAACACACCAGGAAGCUUUGAAUAUGUUGUAUUUAUAUUGCACUGUAGUUCUAUGUCAAUGUUUGUGCAUCUUUUGAAUAUUUUGUACCGGCAAGUUUUCACUGUCGAGCUCUGUAGAAGUUCCUUUCUCUAAUGCAAGGUUGCUUGUUGCUAUUUUA
Carya illinoinensis is the source of this 2895-nucleotide messenger RNA. Its product is annotated as pre-mRNA-splicing factor CWC22 homolog. Gene Ontology annotation, molecular function: RNA binding; protein binding. The coding region runs from base 242 to 2713 and encodes 823 amino acids. Gene Ontology annotation, biological process: mRNA splicing, via spliceosome. Lineage: Eukaryota; Viridiplantae; Streptophyta; Magnoliopsida; Fagales; Juglandaceae. The transcript has 8 exons. The record is from RefSeq and is a predicted model, not a curated record. Gene Ontology annotation, cellular component: catalytic step 2 spliceosome.